AUGGCUUCUCAUUUAAGUACGAAGGAUAGAUUGUUGUCCAUAAUAGAUGAUAUGGAACUAAUAGCUAAAGAAAUUAUAGAAGUAUCCAUAGCACCGAAAUCUCAAAAACUGUCAGCUGCAGACCACGCACAAUUGACCGAUUUAUUGUUAGCAAAAGAUAUUGAACUAAAGAAAACUUUGGAAUUAGCUGGCGAACAAGCUAAGAUUCAGCAGAAAAUGAACGAUCUGAAAUCUGAAGUAGAUAAUAAGGAUCAAGAUAUACAUCAUUUACAAAGACAAUUAAAGGAUGCUGAACAGAUUUUGGCUACUUCCUUGUACCAAGCUCGACAAAAACUUGCAUCUAUAGUUAAAUCGCGUAAACGACCAGUCCCAUCUGAGGAACUUAUAAAGUUCGCCCACAGGAUAAGUGCUUCUAAUGCAGUCAGUGCACCAUUGUCCUGGCAACCUGGAGAUCCACGAAGGCCAUAUCCAACAGAUCUUGAAAUGAGACUUGGAAUGCUUGGGAGGCUUUGUGAUUUACCACUAAAUGGUCAUGCACCAUCCACACUAAAUGACUUACACAGAAUAACUACUGGUGGAGUUCCGGCAUCAGCAACCAACCAAUUCACUUGGCACUCUUCAGGAGAGCUUCACAUGUCAGUUGGAGGUGGAAACUCAGUGGCGAUAGAUGGACGUGGCAAGGAUGCUCCUAAUCAAGAAGAUGUGGAAGUUAUGUCAACAGAUUCAAGUUCUAGUUCUAGCAGCGACUCGCAA
Iphiclides podalirius (scarce swallowtail) is the source of this 753-nucleotide messenger RNA. The record is from the annotation of a GenBank genome assembly. NCBI's taxonomy places the organism in Eukaryota, Metazoa, Arthropoda, Insecta, Lepidoptera, Papilionidae.